AUGGCUCCACGAGUGCCUCCACGGGUGCCUCGACGAACAAUUGCUGAAAUGGAUACAAAAUUUGAUGAGCUUGCCUCUGCUUUAUCCAAAGAUCCAAGGGACCAAUUGACCUCUGGUAUAGGUGAAAUAACAACCAGGUUACGUUCACGUGGCUCUCGAACUGACAAUGCACGUGAUCAAUUGGAUUCAGAUGUGGCCAUGGAUGAAAAUAAUGAAAUAAAUGCUGCAACACACAACACUGAAGGCUCUGCUAAGAGUGGAAGAAAAGUUACAAUUAACAAUCAACUUCGCAAGACAAGAGAAAAAGGAAAGCAUAUUGAUAUAAAGUUCCCUAAAGAAUUUGCAAAAGUGUGUGCAGAACAUGCUAGUUUAUUUAAAAGUGAGAUAAUAGUUCUUGUAAGAACUGUACCACUCCAAGUGAAGAAGUGGAGGGACAUGGAUAUGUUUCAUCCUGGUUCUACUACAUCUAUUUGGAGAAAACUAAAGACCAAACUAAAUGAAGCUGCUGGGAUACAUCAAGAAAAGAUUUCUUCUGCGCUCGUGCCAAUAGUGGAGCACUUCGCACUAGUUCUUGGUCGAAAGCCAAACCAUUCACGUGGUGUUGGCAUUCGUGCUAUAAACCGAGUGGCCAAGGAAAGAAUCAGAUUGCAGGCACAAAUUGAGGCUUCUGAACAGCGUGAAGCUACAGCUCGAGCACGUGCAGAUGCUGCUGAGCAACGUGCUGAGGCUAUUGAGCAACGUGCUGAGGCUACUGAGCAACGAGCACAAGCUUUGGAAGGCCAAGUUUCCACGGUAGUCGAAACAAAUGCACAACUGCAAGAAGAGCAGCAAUCCCAACGUGAUGAGCUGAGUUCUUUGCGUCAAGCACAGAGUGGAGAAGUUGCUCGUCUAGUGAGAGAACAACUUGAUCAUCAAAUGGCUGAAUUAAUUGCACGCAUUGGUGCCUCGCAGCCUCCAGCAUCUUAG
Molecule: messenger RNA, 966 nt
Organism: Miscanthus lutarioriparius
Lineage: Eukaryota; Viridiplantae; Streptophyta; Magnoliopsida; Poales; Poaceae
Source: the annotation of a GenBank genome assembly